Messenger RNA from Rotaria socialis, 552 nucleotides. NCBI's taxonomy places the organism in Eukaryota, Metazoa, Rotifera, Eurotatoria, Philodinida, Philodinidae. The record is from the annotation of a GenBank genome assembly.
AUGGAAACCCUCGGUCAAACAUUUCUAACGACAUUGCCUGAUGAAAAACAAUUGAAAUCAAUUAUCAUAAAUGACUAUGAAGAUGACAUUGAUAUCGAUGUUAAAUCCUCAACUGACUCGGAAGAUUCGCCCAUAGCAAAUCAUGAAAUAGAAGAAAUAUUAAAUAGCAAACAAGUACAAGAUACCUCAUCAAUAUUAAUACCAACUACGGCAAAUGAUAAUCUUCAAGAUAAAAUGUCACACAAUGAUCCAUCACCAUCUGCUGUUGGUGAACAUCUACAAACAUUUAUUCCACGAGCAGUAUAUGAUUAUGCUACAGUUGUUCAUGAAAAAUUAGAGAGUCCACGUCAAAAUAAACUUGAUCAUGAUGUUAAUGCUGUACUUGGAUCAAGUGAUCCUCCGCCUGGCUUUGGUUUUCUUCACCCUCGAUUUUAUUACCUUGAACAGAAGCGGCCUAUUCCCAUGGAACCACUUCGAGUUAGUAUCCAUUUUAUUCUUUUUGCAUUUUCUUCCCUAUUGUUGUUUGUCGCCUAUGUUAAUAUGUUGAAUUGA